AAGGACGGGAGACAGCAAAGUUUCGGAGUGCCAGCUGAAAUGCCGAACGAUACGGGAGACUUUGAACUGGAACCAGCGAAAAAAACGUGGGGCGAAGGAAUUGAGACCAGGGGUGAGGAUUCCUGGACCAAAACUGUCACCAUCGAAGUAGUCGAUGCAUCGAUGCCUUCUAAAUAUGAAUUAGAUGCACGAGGAGCCCCAAAUGUUGACUACUGCGACUUGGAGGCAGGGAAACAAGCCGUGGUCGAAGAAGCUGAAAUAAUGGCACAGAGGGACCUGUGGAGCGGAACUGUCCCCAUCUCUAAGGUCCCUGAGCGACACCGUGCCGGCGACGAGAGCAGCUUCACCCCACACGACGUGGCGAUCGGCCCUUACCACGCCAUCAGUUCCUCGUUCCCACGGAUUGAGAAGCAGAAGCUGUGCUGCGUAGGUUUCCUCCACAGCCUCUCCGAGCAGCGAACGGAAGGUGGUCUCAUGGGUCUGGCGGAGAAACUGGAGCCCCUGGUGAGGGCGUGCUACGACCCCGACGCGGUGAGCCACAUGACGCCGGAGCAGUUGUCGACGAUGCUGCUGCGUGAUGGGUGCUACCUCCUGGCUUGCAUGGUGAACUACCUGGACAUCAUGGCAGCAGCAGCAGCAGCAGCUAACAACAACAAGAAUGCCGACAAGUUAGCACACCGCUGCUCGUCAAGUAGUGGUAAAGACGUGGACUCAUCAUCAACCGGCGGCGGCGACAGCACGGUGGUGCGCGACACCGUCUUCCUCGUGGAGAACCAGAUACCUCUCUUCGUGCUGCAGAGGAUCCAUGAGCGCGUCACAGGUGAAACCACCAGCUCCGCCCUCGAACGCAUAGCACUUUUUGUCCGGAAGCAGCUGCAGGUACAGCUCUACAUCAGCAAGAAGCAGCAGCGCCCGGCUCCGCCUCAGACAUCCCACCUGCUGCACCUAGUGCACGCCUACAUCCAGCCAACAAACAGUAGUCUACCUCAGGCUUCCAUGAAAGAGAAUACAAGGGCAUGGCAGCGCACGGGUCGGUGGCACCGCGCAGUGGAGUAUCGCACGCAUGGCAACGUGCGUUUCAAGCGCCGGGUCUUCAAGGAAGACGACGUGUGGACCAUCCUUGACGUGCGCCUUCAAGGAGGCACGCUGUGGAUCCCUCGCCUGCGGGUCGACGGCAACACCUGGACCAUCCUGCGCAACCUGAUGGCGCUGGAGGAGCAGAUUCCCCGGCGGCCGGUCACGGCCUACUGCCUCUUCAUGUCGCAGGUGGCGGGCACGCCGGAGGACGUGAAGCUCCUGGUGCGCUCAGGGACCGUGGAGCACUUCCUCGCCAGCGACGAGCAGGUCGCGCAGGGCUUCGCGGGCCUCUGCAGGGGAGUGGUCAUGGACGUCGACAACAUCGACAGGAACUACCUCAAGCCCUUGUGGCACGAGAUGGAGGAGCGCUGCGACAGCCGCGUCCACAGGUUCAUGGGAUGGUUCUGCCAGCUCAAGAACAUUUGGAGUGCCAUUGCAUUACUUGUGGCUCUCAUCGUCGUCGCCUGUCAACUGACGCAAACGUUCUAUGCAGUUGUUAGCUAUAGCCGCGGUGGACAACAACCGAAACCUUAAUUAGCAGUGUCGCUUUAAGUAAUAUUAGGCCUGGCCCACUUAAUUAGGAGCAAAGGAAAACCAUAGGAAUUUUGAAGGGUUCCAAUCUGAUAUCUAGAAAUUCCUGUGUUUUCCCUAUCUUGCAUCCUAAGACAGCUUUCUAAACUUUCAUGCAUAUGCAUUUUGAAUUCAUGUAGUAGUGGCCAACUUUCGUGUAACCUUUAUUUCCCCCUUUUGAGAAUAAUAUGUUAUCUAGAGACACUAGCUUAAUCAUCAGUUGUAUGCAUGCACGGGCUGCUAGCCCUGAUGUGUUUAUUUAUGUGAUCUUUCAACAAAAUACUCAUCAGUUGUCGACUGAGCUUA
Messenger RNA from Panicum hallii, 1953 nucleotides. Its product is annotated as putative UPF0481 protein At3g02645. Bases 40 to 1611 code for a protein of 523 amino acids. The transcript has 3 exons. Lineage: Eukaryota; Viridiplantae; Streptophyta; Magnoliopsida; Poales; Poaceae. The record is from RefSeq and is a predicted model, not a curated record.